AUGGCGCGCCGCGCGGCCGGCGGCGGGUCGGCGGCCUGUCCGCUGCCGCCGCUAGUCGCCCGCGGAGCCCAGCGCUUCUUCGCCUCCUCUGCGCCGCGCAGCGACGAUGCCGCUGAGGCCCUCGCGGCCGCUCCCGCUCUGCGCCUGAGGAAGAGGACCCUCGCCAUGGCCCACGCCCGACUGCAAGCCAACCCCGCUCCCGGCGCCGCCGCCGCCGCCGCCGCCGCCUUCGCCCAAGCUGGGCCUACCCGUCGCAAGGACGCCGCGCUGCUCCUGCUGCUGGUCUCGCUCGCCGCGCUCUUCAAAGGCACAGGUAACCCGUGGAGCACUUUCCUUGUUGGUUGCGGCGUAUUUUACUUCAUCAGAUAAGUUCGUUUUGUCUUUGG
Messenger RNA from Gryllus bimaculatus (two-spotted cricket), 386 nucleotides. Lineage: Eukaryota; Metazoa; Arthropoda; Insecta; Orthoptera; Gryllidae. The record is from the annotation of a GenBank genome assembly.